Molecule: messenger RNA, 1719 nt
Organism: Seminavis robusta
Lineage: Eukaryota; Bacillariophyta; Bacillariophyceae; Naviculales; Naviculaceae
Source: the annotation of a GenBank genome assembly
AUUUGGACAAAAUGUCAUAAAUGAUGGAUCAUCAUGGACAUCACAAUGAUAUGAACGAGCACCAUGCGGAAAUCAGUUCUACUGUUGCUGCUUCUCCAUGAGCUGCUCUCCAAGCACUCGUCUGCACUGACAUCGGAACAGUGGCAUCGACGAAGAUUCUUGGCUGGAUGUGGCUGUCUUUUGGGCCCUGCUAUUGCGACACUCAACCCACAGAAUGCCAUUGCAGACACCCCGGCAAUGCUGUAUCCUGGAGGUGGGGGGGCAUCUUUUAUUCGUCCCUACUACGAAGAAGGAUCCUGGAAACCAACCAAUCUUGUCACCACCACGCUUGCCAAGGAACGCAUCCAUGCCAAAGAGCUGUCACCUCUCAGUCAAAUUGCGUUACCCUUCAGCGACCCAGAAACGUACUAUCCCUCCUAUCUAUUUGGCGCCUGGAACAUCAAGUCUACAUUAAAGAGUAAAAAGUACCCGUUCGGAACUGAAGUUGUUCAAUCCAAUUCCCUCAUCGAAGGCUCACCUAGAAACCGGAAUGAACAAGUGGGAAACUCAUCAACCUACGAAGUGCAUUACUUCUCCACUCUGGCCAAUACGGCCUCCAAUCAAAUGACGGUGAAUCUAGGUCUGGGAGUUCCAAAAUCCAAAGUUAUUGCCGACCGGGGCUUUAAUGCAAAAUCAUUAUCCAGAGGUUACAAGCAGUUGGUGCCAAUUGAAGAGGUGGAUUGGGACUAUCGCAAGGAUCCCAACCAGUUCACACUGUUGUUUGGAGCAGGAGCGUUAGCCGAAGAUAUGAGGCCCCUCGGGCAACGUCGUGCUGAAGUCUACCUUACAGCUCGGGCUUCGGAAGAGGGAUUUGACAGUGACACUGGAGAACCAACCUUUUGUGCCGCGGAACGAAGUCGUACCGUCACACUGGCACCGGGUGCUGUCAUUGUGUCGGAUGUGGAAAGCGUCACCGAAUUCCGAAAGAUAGAUGAUAAUCAUAUCACGGCUGUUUCGCGGAUAGCUGUCUACCUGACACCCAACCCCAACUCGAGAGAGGGUGCCCUUUGGCAGUAGGUGGGAGGAAAGGCAGUGGCAUUCUUUGACUAUGAUUUUGACAUGACAAGGAUCAAGGAAUCAUUCACCAUGGCCGAUGGAAGUACGAUGGAACGAGCAUGUGUCAGAACACCAAAAGAUUUUGUCCAGUGUGAAUAGGGACGGGUGUCAUAGUCUGGUGAAGCAAUAACACCAUCAAAUCUUUGAUCGAGACAGCAGAGCCAGUCCCAACCAGAUCCAAAUCAUUCAUGCGCGAGUGCCUUGGUUGCUCCUCUUUGCACAAAAGAGGUACCGGUACAGUACAUACUAGUAGAGUCGUCCCGCAAAUGACUUACCGUAGCUAUCGCAUCUUCUUCAAAAAAGUUAGAAGGAAGGAGCCUAACUUGAGCUACCAUCAGGUAGUACCGUAAACUGAAGAGCUUGCGCUUCAAUAGCAGCCUACAUGUAUGUAUGACGAACUCAAUCGGGGAGGAGUGGCGGGACAGAGAGCAAACGAGCUAACGAAAGAGGCGCGGAUAAUUUGCUAAGACAGCCGAUGCUCCCGAAACGUAAUCUAACUAGAAGAUAGCUAGCUAGAGUACUCAUUCAUUAGAAAGGAAUUGAAUACUCGGUAUUAGUAGCUCCCCCUCUAGCUAGUCUAGUAGUAGCUUUGGUAGUAGCAGUACUACAUUUCGCUAGUCUAUC